AUGAACAGAUCUACAAUAUGGCGCAAAGCGCCCGCUUCAACUCUGGUCAGAUACGCAUGCCGCAAGCAACAUCCCAUAGUCCAAUGUCGGAGCUUCACUUAUAGUCGCUAUGUUGGCCGUGAAUAUGACCCAAGGAUAAAAGCCGUAGGUAGGGCGAUAUCCGAUGAUUAUGCUCUAAUACGAGAGAAAUACGAUACCCCAAAAUACCCCAUUGUCCUCGCACAUGGCCUGUUUGGCUUCGCUGAACUAAGCCUCUCUCCCUACUUCCCAUCAGUAGAAUACUGGCAUGGGAUUCGCGAUGCCCUCACCGCGCAAGGCGUCACCGUUUUGACUCCCGCCGUUCCUCCAUCGUCUUCCAUUGCCGAUCGCGCCGCCGCUUUACGCUCCGCGCUAGAAGCGCACGCUCCAGUCCCAGAGGCUGUCACCAUCGUCGCACACAGCAUGGGCGGUCUUGACGCCCGAUAUAUGCUAUCGCACCUUGAGCCUCUCCCCGUUCGUGUCGCAGCACUCGUCACCGUUGCCACCCCGCACCGAGGCAGUGCCUUUGCGGACUAUCUUCUUGACGAGGAGGUCUCGCCAGUACAUCAUUACUUGCCCCAGUUGUACAAGACUCUUGAGAGGGCGGGUCUAGGCACAGCGGCCUUUUCGCAGCUGACAAGACGGUACAUGGCGGAGGAGUUCAAUCCGAGCACGCCGGACCAACCUGAUGUACGGUACUUUUCUUACGGAGCGGCAGUGGAGCGGCCGGCGCUGUUGAGUCCAUUCCGGCAUCCACACGCCGUCAUGACUCAAGCGGAGGGUCCUAACGACGGGCUUGUGAGCGUGGAGAGUAGUUCUUGGGGUACAUAUAAAGGCACACUGCUCGGCGUGAGCCACUUGGAUCUCAUCAACUGGUCUAAUCGUGUAGGGUGGACAGUUCGGGAGUGGAUGGGGAUCAAGAAGAAUUUCAAUGCCAUUGCCUUCUACCUUGACAUAGCAGACAUGUUAGCCAAGGAGGGUUUCUAA
This is a messenger RNA of Fusarium venenatum, 1005 nucleotides long. RefSeq names its product Alpha/Beta hydrolase protein. Gene Ontology annotation, biological process: lipid metabolic process. Gene Ontology annotation, molecular function: triacylglycerol lipase activity. The record is from RefSeq and is a predicted model, not a curated record. Lineage: Eukaryota; Fungi; Ascomycota; Sordariomycetes; Hypocreales; Nectriaceae.